Messenger RNA from Seriola dumerili (greater amberjack), 1073 nucleotides. Its product is annotated as interferon-induced protein 44-like. The coding region runs from base 26 to 904 and encodes 292 amino acids. NCBI's taxonomy places the organism in Eukaryota, Metazoa, Chordata, Actinopteri, Carangiformes, Carangidae. The transcript is spliced from 8 exons. The record is from RefSeq and is a predicted model, not a curated record.
UCCACUGUCAGCACACACACAAGCAAUGGGAGAAACGCAGUCUAAACCUGCUGAAGAUGUAAAGCCGGAGUCGCCAUUUCUAGAUAAAGCAUGGAGGGAAAUAAACUGGAGCGGAGACAAAUACACAGAUCUGCAGUUUGUGAACGACUACAAUCCUCAGACUGAAGGUCAGCAGCUCAGGAUUCUUCUUCAUGGGCUGAGUGGAGCUGGAAAGUCCAGUUUCAUCAACUCUGUCCACAGUGUCUUAAAAGGCAGAAUAAGCGCACUGGCUUUGGUGGACGGCAUUGCUCAUAGCUCUUUCACCAAACAGUACACGACCUACAAGAUCGAAAAGGGAAACCCAAACACCUUUUACCCCUUUGUCUUAAAUGACAUGAUUGGUAUGAAAAACGCCAAUGACAGAGUCCAUGUGAAAGAUAUCAAACGGGCGCUGAGGGGACAUGUGAAAGACGGUUACACGUUCAAUCCUGUCUAUAAGUUAUCAAAGGAAGAUCCGUACUACAACGAGUCCCCAACCAUCAACAACAAAGUGCACAUUCUGGUUUGUGUCAUUGAUGCCAGCACAGACGAUCUGUGCGGGGAAAAUGUUGCUGCGACACUACGGGAUAUCAGACUUGAAGCCAGUGAACUGGGGAUUCCUCAAGUGGCCGUUUUCACCAAAAUUGAUGAGGCCUUCCCCGAGAUUAAACAAGAUAUAAGGAACAUCUACAAAAGCAAAAAGCUAAAGGCAAAGAUGCAGAAGUUCAGUGUAAACGUGGGUAUUCCAAUGAACUGCAUCUUUGCUGUCCAGAACUACCAUUCAGAAAUGCACCUCCACAAUGACAUUGACACUCUAAUCCUGAGCACUCUGAGACGCAUCAUCGCCUUUGGAGAUGACUUCCUCAAUAAACAAAAUAUGUGCUAAAUGUUAAGACAGGUUUGCUGAAAGAACGUUGGCUGAAUUUCAUAAAACUAUUGUGUGACAAAAGACCACAAUCGCAUUUGUGUUUUGUUUGCAGCUUUUUUUUCAAACAACUUUAUUUUAAGUUUAAGUAGAGAUCCAAAUGUUUCCAGAAAUGUCAACUUUGUGUAAA